Molecule: messenger RNA, 2437 nt
Organism: Paramisgurnus dabryanus
Lineage: Eukaryota; Metazoa; Chordata; Actinopteri; Cypriniformes; Cobitidae
Gene: siral1
Product: family with sequence similarity 118 member B
Source: RefSeq, a predicted model, not a curated record
AAAUACGUCACAACACGGAAGAAGAGUCGAUCGCGACUUCCGGUUGGGUUCACGGGGACUUUAAUUACAGUUAAACAUGUAAUCUAUUAAUGGAAUAUCCAUCAGCUUUCAUGGAUUUUCACGUUAACAAGUAUUUGUCAACAAUGUCCAUUGUUGGACAGAUGUCAGCAGCAGAGAAACAGCGGAGAUACAGGGCUCGACGAGAUGCUGAUCCAUACAGAAGAGAACAGUAUUUACACAAGCGGAGAGACGCACGGGACAAGCUAAUAAAGCAAGGUAAAGUAAAAUCCAUUGUAGAGUUAAAUGUGAGAGAGAAACAAAGCAGAAGAGACGGAUGGAGGAAAGCCCAGCAGAGAAGACGACAGAGAAUGAAAAUGCUAGAAAACACAGUUACUCCGAAAGAAGACAACCAAGAUGAAGAUAUUUUAUCCAGCCACCUGCAGAACCAAAGUAAAAGCAGUCGAAUGGCCUCUGUUAUUACAGUGAAGACAGAAAAGCGUCCUUUACUGGAAACUGAGGAUGGCGACACUGUGGCUAAGAAGGCCAGGAAGUUGUUGCCCAGCCUGAAGACCAAGCGAGCGCCUGAGCUUGUGCUGGUGAUUGGGACUGGGGUGAGCUCAGCCGUAGCUCCUCAGGUUCCUGCUCUGCGCUCUUGGAAAGGUUUGAUCCAGGCGCUCCUGGAUGCGGCCAAUGACUUCGAUUUGCUUGAAGAGGAAGAGAGUCGCCGCUUCCAGAAAAGUCUGCAGGAGGACAAGAACCUGGUGCACGUUGCUCAUGACCUCAUUCAGAAAUUAUCACCGCGGACGGGAAAUGUACGCUCCACUUUUUUUAAAGACUGCCUCUAUGAGGUGUUCGAUGACCUGGAAUGUAAGAUGGAGAACGCUGGCAAGCAUCUCCUCCGCUCAGUGUUGCAGCUGAUGGAGAGCGGAGCUCUGGUCCUCACCACAAACUUCGACAACCUGCUCGAGAUCUACGCUGCCCACCAAGGGACCAAGCUGGAGUCUUUGGAUCUCACAGAUGAGAAGAAGGUUCUGGAGUGGGCUCAGGAGAAGAGACGGCUAAGCGUCCUCCACAUUCACGGUGUUUACACAAACCCCAGCGGCAUCGUACUGCAUCCUGCAGGCUACCAGAACGUUCUGAGGAACACGGAAGUCAUGAGGGAAAUCCAGAAACUCUAUGAAACCAAGUCGUUUGUGUUCCUGGGCUGUGGGAGGACGGUGGACGAUACCACCUUCCAGGCCCUAUUCCUCGAGGCGGUGAAACACAAGUCUGACCUUGAACAUUUCAUGCUGGUGCGGCGAGAAGACGUGGGAGAGUUCAAAAAGCUUCGCGAUAACAUGCUUGACAAGGGCAUUAAGGUCAUCUCGUAUGGAAACGAAUACGCCGACCUGCCGGAAUACUUCGAGCGGCUGGCCAACGAGAUCUGCAACCGGGACAUGGAGCGGGAGGCGGUAACCAACGGUUGGGGAUCGCCCAUCUCAAACGGUGAAGAAAGCAAAAAUGGUUUUACAACCCAGAAUCUCCUGAAAGACUAUCACUCGUGACACAAGUGGCAGUCUGAGAAGGUUUCCACAGCUCCCGUUCAGUUCCCCAUCUGGUCUGGUCUGGUAUGACUAGAUCUACACGCACAACAGACUUUCAUUUCAUUGUAUGUAAAGUGAUGUCAUUACUGUCCCUCAUAAGGAAGGGCAUAGCGAAAACAUCACCAAGCAAACUGUGACCACCCUUGUUUCAAAGACGUUUGUUUGGAAAAGGAUGUCAUUAGGUUUUUUAUGUUGUUAUGUUCAGACCAGCAAUGAUCUUAAACAUAAGAUGUGGUUUGAUGGAGAUGAGAACUGACAAUGCACAUUAUAUAUGGUCGAUGGGUGGGUCUCAUAAACUAUAAGAAACAUGCCUGGGCCAUAUUUUAACUCAAACUAGUGAGCCAGUUUCUUAGUGUGUGACUAAGCACACACAUUUUUAUUACUAGAUUACAUUUUUUUAAUAGUGCAGUAAUAUUACAGCAGAUAAAUGAUCCUAUGGUUGGUUCAGUUUGUUUUCUUGUUAUUGUCAAAUAUACACUGAAUAUUUUGUGAGAUUCACCCCAUUAUUAAAUCUAAUCUCUUGUUAGAAAUGCAAUAUAUGCCCUGUCAGGAUGACUUAAUUUCUCAGGCUAUAUUGAGAAGCUUCUCCUGUAUCUAUAUGUAAUGGUCACAGGACAAAAAAAAAGAUAUUGGUGAUCUUGUCUUUAAGCCAACAUUUUUAUGAAAGACAUACAUUUUAUUGCACUUUUAUUUAUCAUUCACAUUUUGAAAAGCCACUUGAAAGAUAUGUAAACAGUUGUUUAUAAACCUUUUGUAUUUUUUAAUACAGUGGGCCGCUGUUGUAUCAUCUCUGUCCAGAAAUGUCUUUGGUAUUUAUAUGCUAUUUUAAAAUAAAUCAUUUGUUUGAUACCAAA